AUAUUCACAGGGUGUCAAAAGAUCUAGAAGCGGGACAGGAGAUGAAAUCAAGAAUAUUGGUGAUUAAAGCAGCUGCAGACUGUGCCCUCCAGUACAUGAACUUCAUGAAUGUCAUUUUUGCUGCUCAGAAGCAGAAUAUCCUGAUAGAUGCCUGUGUGUUGGACUCAGAGUCAGGCCUUCUCCAGCAGGCUUGCGAUAUAACUGGAGGAUUGUACCUGAAGAUCCCACAGAAACUCGCCCUUGCUCAGUACCUCUUGUGGGUGUUCCUGCCCGACUCGGAGCAGCGCUCACAGCUGGUGCUGCCGCCGCCUGCACACGUGGACUACAGAGCCGCGUGCUUUUGUCAUCGUAACCUCAUUGAGAUCGGUUACGUGUGCUCGGUUUGUCUAUCAAUAUUCUGCAACUUCAGCCCGAUCUGUACAACCUGCGAGACUGCCUUCAAAAUCCAGCUACCCCAGAUGGUCAAGCCCAAGAAGAAGAAGCUGAAGCAGGCCACAUGACGUUCUCUGGGAUCAAACUCGUGUUGUAAAUAAAGUUUGUUUACUUUUUAAAACUUGGA
This is a messenger RNA of Labrus bergylta (ballan wrasse), 559 nucleotides long. The record is from RefSeq and is a predicted model, not a curated record. Lineage: Eukaryota; Metazoa; Chordata; Actinopteri; Labriformes; Labridae.